Messenger RNA from Salarias fasciatus (jewelled blenny), 5365 nucleotides. RefSeq names its product N-terminal Xaa-Pro-Lys N-methyltransferase (gene ntmt2). Gene Ontology annotation, molecular function: N-terminal protein N-methyltransferase activity. Gene Ontology annotation, biological process: N-terminal protein amino acid methylation. The record is from RefSeq and is a predicted model, not a curated record. Gene Ontology annotation, cellular component: cytoplasm. The transcript is spliced from 15 exons. Bases 4089 to 5024 code for a protein of 311 amino acids. NCBI's taxonomy places the organism in Eukaryota, Metazoa, Chordata, Actinopteri, Blenniiformes, Blenniidae.
CUUCCUCCUCCGGCCAGUCGUCCGGCUCCUCAGAGAUGGGCUCCUCGUCUUCGUCGUCGCUGCUGGAUGAAGCUCAGACCGCCUCCAUCACGGAGCGAGCGGAGGCGGAGCUUCAGGACUUUGUUCCGUACUACAGGAAGCAGCUGCUGGUUGCCCGGUUCUCCGAACUGGAGAACAAUCUAGAACCUGAAAGAGGACACACAUUGCGGCUGAGACAGAAGGAUUGCCUUCAGGGUCAGGUUCUCUAUGAAGAACCUGGUUUGGUUCUGGACCACAACAGGAAGUGGACGAGAGCGCUACCUGGUGGUCCGGGGAGGGGUACCGCCUGGAGAACCACGAAGGACUGGAGGCCUUGUGAAGGGGGUCCCUCCAGUCCAGGUUCUGCUGCCCUCUGGUGGUUCCGUCUGGACUUCGGUGGACUCCUAUGUGGACCAGAUCCUGAGGGACUUCCCGAUCUGGAGGGAGUGAGGGAGGAGUUCUCGGGGUUCUCAGGGUUCUCCGGGUCCCGGUUCCUGGUGUUCCUCCGUCUGCCGCACCGCAGGGACUCCGUGUUCUCCUUCAAGAACCAGGACCAGAGGGGACCGGUUCUGCAGAGUCCUGCAGGACUGCAUCCGGCACCAGAACCAGGACUUCCUGAAGAGGCGGAGCCUGGAGGUGGAGGCCUUCGUCCACGCAGUGCGGUUUUCUAACGGGAGAACGGGGGCGGACCCAGGUACCACGCGGGGAGCCUCCUGAUGGCAGCGACGUGCGGGUCCUGUCAGGUCUGGUGAUGGAGCGGCUCCUCCCGGACCUGAAGGCGCCCCGGUUCCCACAAGACCCGCCUGUGGUCCAGUUCCUGGAGGACGUCCACGUCCUGCUGGACUCGGUUCUGCUGGACCGCUUCUCCCGGGUCAAGCAGGACCUGCGGGACUCCCUCCGGAACCGGAACCUGCCAUGACCUCUGACCUGGACCUGAUCGGGAGAGCCGGCGCUCCGUCCGGGACCGGGUCCGAGCUUGUGUGUCGGAGGGCGGCGGAGCGGCUAGCUGCGGAGCAAGUAGCACCGCACCUGAGCGCCCUGCUAACGGCGCGCUGGAGCCAUGCGACGCCUUCCUGCAGGGACGUGGCGUUACCCAGAUGUCAAUGCAGGGGGCUGUCAGAGCCAAGAAUUGGGCGGAGCCAACACCAGAAGAGAAGCUCAUGCUAGCAUGCCUCGUGCUAACCUGCAGAGCUGCUACCAGACCCUGGGACGCGUUAGCGACCAAGCUAGCACCGCACGGGAAGGUCUUCGGGUUCUCCGACGCAGCGGCGCUAAUGCUAACCGACAGCGCGUGCCUGGACCUGCAGCAGCUGGUGGAGAACGCGGUCUUCACAUUCCAACAGAUCCUGCUGGACGAUGACGCCGAGCCAGACUUCCGCCCACAAGGCCAACAACGCGUUUUCUGCAGCAUAUGAUUACGAUUAGCGGCAUCCUGAGGAAGAAGAUCGUCCGGGAGGCACUAAUUAGCAUGACGCUACCGUACGUCAAGGAGCAGCUGGACCGUCAGUACAGGACGGACGUGUGGCAGCGCUGCAGCCGUCGCUGGACUCUGACUCCGCCCCCUUCGUCGCUGUUGACAACGAGUAUGAGAACGUCGUCACGGAGACGCUGACCCGCCACGUGACCAGAGUGCUAAUGGACCCAGCUAACCUGGACCGGUUCCAGCUGGUCCCCGAUCCGGUCCAGGAGAGGAGCUCAGAACCAGAACCUAAACCAGAUCCUGGACCAGUACCUGGGUCAGAACCAGAAUCUAACCGGAACUAGGACCUGGAGAGGAGCCAUUCCCGACACAAAUCCUGGACCAGAACCUGAACCAUUACCAGGAACCUACACCAGAUCCUGGACCUGAAGCACAACCCGGAGUAGUACCCGAACCUAAACCAGAUCCUGGACCAGAACCUGGGUCAGAAUCAGAACCUAAACCAGAACUAGGACCUGGAGAAGACCCUGUCCUUGCGCUAAAUCCUGGACCAGAACCUGAACCAGUACCAGAACCUAAACCAGAUCCUGGACAAGAAUCUGGACCAGAACCAGUCCCUACAUCAGAUCCUGAACCAGUACCAGAACAUAAACCAGAUCCUUUACCAGAAGUUGGACAGUCAGAACCUAGACCCACACCAAGUCCCUGAAUCAGAACCAGUUCCUUCACCAGAACCCGAAGCUGGAUCAGAGCCAAUACCUGGAUCUGUCCCAGAUCGUCAUCCAGAAGGUACACCAGAACCGGUCCCUACACCAGAUCCUGGACCUGUUCCUAACCCCUGUCCCAGAAGGUAGACCAGAACCGGUUCUUAGUCCAGAAUCCAUCCAAAAGCUGGAUCUCUGCCAGAAGGUGGUCUAGAUGAAGGAACUGGACCAGAACCUGGACCAGGACCAGAGCUGUCUGAUGCUACUGCUAGCUUAGCGCCAGACUGCGUGCGUGCUAUCGGCGAGCUCGUGGUGUUGGCUAGCCUUAGCGACGUCGUCCGCCUAAACAAUUGAACCUAGCAGCGCUAAUGUUUCCAUGCUAACCUAAACGCUACUGUUAGCUGUUAGCGUUGACUCGCUCACUUUCUUUUAGCUCUUUCAGCACAAGCUAGGCUAAUAUUAGCCUGUGUUGAGUUAGCAUCCCCUUCCUGUCUUGCUAACUGCCAGUUAAAGACUUUAGCCUAGCCUGUUAGCCACACUAGCUCCGUCCUGUCAGGAUUUGACUCCGGGAAUGUUGGGAAAUGCUUCGUUAGCGCUGAAGUGCCUGUUAGAUACAUUAGCAUAGCAUACAAGGGCGAAGAAAAUGCCGAAUAAACAUUUUGAGUGAAACAAAACAAACUGUCCUGUUCUAUAUUUCCAGUUAGGUUAUGGCUAAUUAGCAUCUGUAGUGCUGGUUAGUUUUUGAUUAGCUUUAUAUUAGUUUGAUAUGCUAGCUCUAUUUUAGCUCUAUGCUAGUCCCAUACUAGCUUCAUAUUAGCGCUAUGCUAGCCCUAUGCUAGCUUCAUAUUAGCCCUAUGCUAGCCCUAGGCUAGCUUCAUAUUAGCCCUAUGCUAGCUUCAUAUUAGCCCUACGCUAGCCCUAUCCUAGCUUCAUAUUAGCCCUAUGCUAGCCCUAUGCUAGCUUCAUAUUAGCCCUAUGCUAGCCCUGUCCCGUGUUGAAUUUGCCGAGGUUAUUUGUUUGUUAUUGUAAUGUAGAUAGUUUUUAAUUAGGUUAUCUUUUUUUCUAAUUUUUUGUGUUAAUCUUCUUCAUAUACAAACGUACAAAAGACAAGACUAGACAAAGGAAAACAAAGCAAAGCGAAACAACUUGCGAACAUCUCCAGAUGACUCGGACGUCAUGCUUCUGUUGGCAGAUCUCUCACUGUACCAUAUAUGUUCUCCCUCCGCCAUCUUGGAUGUCCCCUGCAUCCAGCGCUGUGGUAGCUGCAGAAUAGCUUCUCAUUAACCUUAAGCUAGCUUUAUACUAGCUCUACAUUAGCUCUGUGCUAGCUCUAUGCUACCUACAUAAUAGUUUCUCAUUAGCCUUAAGCUAGCUUUAUACUAGCUCUAUAUUAGCUCUGUGCUAGCUCUAUGCUACCUGCAUAAUAGCUUCGCAUUAGCCUCAAGCUAGCUUUAUACUAGCUCUAUAUUAGCUAUGUGCUAGCUCUAUGCUACCUGCAUAAUAGCUUCUCAUUAACAUUAAGCUAGCUUUAUACUAGCUCUAUAUUAGCUGUGUGCUAACUCUAUGCUACCUGCAUAAUAGCUUCUCAUUAACAUUAAGCUAGCUUUAUACUAGCUCUAUAUUAGCUGUGUGCUAACUCUAUGCUACCUGCAUAAUAGCUUCUCAUUAACAUUAAGCUAGCUUUAUACUAGCUCUAUUCGAGCUCAAUAUUGGCUCUGUGUUCUCCACACGUUCCAGGUUCUCCCCUUUCAGCACGGGAUGCUAAUUUUAGCGUAGCGUCUCAGGAAUCCACCCACCGCCCCCUUCCUGGUGUCCUCUUUAGCUCCGCCCCCCUCCCCUUGAAGAAAACCACCCUGCUCAGACACUGACCUGCAUUCUGAGGAGGAACCUCGACCAGAUCUGGAACCUGGAACCUUUAACAGAGAACUUCCUCCUUCCCCGUUGCCAUGGGAACCACCACCGAAGGAUCAGAGCCCCCAAGUCCGGGUCCGGGUCCCGCGUUUGGAUCAGACACUGCAGAAUCCGCCGCGGCGCCACUAGCUAACCUGGAGUACGCGGAGGCCCACAAUGCAAUGCGGGAGCGCUGGAAGCAGGCAGAUGCUAACAUGUGCAAACAUAGCAUGUCAUUCCACCUGCACCACACGCUGCGCUCCGAGUUCUUCGCCAGCUACCUGUACCUGGUGGUGCAGAUCCCGCUAGUGAAGCUGUUCCCGCUAACGUGCGAGUUCCAGGAGGGAGAGAAGACGUUCUACUACCGAGCGCAGAAGUUCUACGAGGAUGUUCCGGCUACGGAGGAGGGCAUGAUGGGAGAUUUUCUGGAGGUGUCCAACGUCGACCUGGAAGGUUCUCGAAGGUUCCUCGCUAGAUUUAUGGGCCCCGGGAAGGCCGGCUCGUCCUUCGCCCUGGACUGCGGCUCCGGGAUCGGCCGGGUGUCGCGCUCCGUCCUGCUGCCGGUCUUCGGGAAGGUGGACCUGGUGGACAUGGAGGAGCGCUUCCUGCUGGAGGCCCACCAGGACUUCCUGGGCGACGGCGCCGACCGGGUGGAGACGCUGUUCUGCUACAGCCUGCAGGACUUCACCCCCCCCCGGGACAAGUACGACGUGGUCUGGAUACAGUGGGUGGCCUGUCACCUGACUGAUAAGGACCUGAUGAACUUCCUGCGCCGCUGCCGGAAGAGUCUCCGCCCCGACGGCGUCAUCAUCCUCAAGGACAACAUGGCGCGGCAGGGCGCUAAGCUAGACGUUAGCGACAGCAGCAUUAGCCGCCACCUGGACAUCAUGCGGGCCAUCAUCGCCGCCGCCGGGCUGGAGAUCCUGGGGGCGGAGCCUCAGGGGGGCUUCCCCGACAUCAUGAUGCCUGUCUGGACGAUCGCCAUGCGCUAAGCUAGCUGCCUAGUAUGUCAGACAAAACAAGCUAUUAGCAAGGACCUUAUGCUUUAUUAGUCUGGGGAAGCUAACGUUAGCCGGUUAGCUUCGGAACAGUUAGCAUCAUGCUAGUUCUGCCAAUGCUAUCAUUAGAAGGUUAGUGUUAGUAUCAUGAGAAAGAUGCUAGCUCUUUUAAAGCUAAUGUUAGCAGGUUAUCAGCUAGCAUGAUGCUAGUUAUACCUACGCUGACUUUAGCAGGUGAUCUGUCGAGAUGUUAGCAUGAUGCUAACUCUUAUUUAAAUGUUGUGUUUUUUUUACGAAUGUUGCUGAAGAAUAAACAUUUUGAAAUGUUGAGUUCA